AUAUAACACUCCCAACUACCAUUUAAAAUUGAAUAUAAUAAACUUUUAAUAUUCAUUUUAAAUUCAAAUAAUUAAAAGAAAAUGUCAAUUAUUGCUUCCAGAAUUCCAAAGACUGUCACAACUGAAAAGCUCACUGAGUUUUUCUCAUUUUGUGGUAAGAUAAAGGCUGUUAAUCCAAUUAAGUCUACUGAAGAGAAAUUUCAAUCCGUUGAAGUUAUUUUUGAAUCUGAAAAGGCAUUGCAAACUGCCCUUUUGCUUAAUGAAGCAGAAUUAGAUGGUGUUGCCAUUAAGGUUGUGCAAGCUGAAUCUGGUGGUCUUCCACUGUAUUCUGAAGCCGCACCAUCUGGGGGUGUUACACAUGGUGAUCACAAGUUUCAAAAUGAUGCCUUGGCUACUGGGGAUAACACUUAUGAUGAUGUUUCUCAAGAAGAAAAGCCAAAGUAUGCCAUUAUGGCUCAACUUCUUGCCUCUGGGUAUGUUGUUUCAGACAAAUUGAUUGAUCAAGCAAUUAAGACCGAUUCUGAAAAGGGGUAUUCUGCCAAGUUUAUGUCAUUUUUAGAAAACUUGGACAAAAAAUGGAUUCAUAGUCAAGAACCACAAUCUACUGCCAAUAAAACUACAGAACAAGUAUCUUCUAAGCUUACUGAAUGGACCAAUGCCUUUAGUAAAUCUGGAUACAAGACUAAACUUGAUCAUUAUUAUGAACAAGCUACCGCUCAUCCAUACGGAAAGAAGGUUUCUCAAUUCUACAAGCAAGUUGCUAAGGAUGCAAAGGAUGUCCACGCUGAAGCUCGUAGAUUAGCUGAGUUGAAAAAGAGUCAAUCAACACCUACAGAAUCGACUCCAAGCUCAACCACUGCCACUCCUGCUGAGACCAUCAAGCCAAAACCUCUUAAUUAAUUGUGUAUAUUAAACCUAAUGAGAUUUAAUGAUAAUC
Messenger RNA from [Candida] anglica, 937 nucleotides. NCBI's taxonomy places the organism in Eukaryota, Fungi, Ascomycota, Pichiomycetes, Serinales, Debaryomycetaceae. The record is from the annotation of a GenBank genome assembly.